Erpetoichthys calabaricus (reedfish) is the source of this 3552-nucleotide messenger RNA. It is a transcript of the gene esrp2, whose product is annotated as epithelial splicing regulatory protein 2. The transcript has 15 exons. Gene Ontology annotation, biological process: regulation of RNA splicing. Gene Ontology annotation, cellular component: nucleoplasm; ribonucleoprotein complex. The record is from RefSeq and is a predicted model, not a curated record. Lineage: Eukaryota; Metazoa; Chordata; Cladistia; Polypteriformes; Polypteridae. Gene Ontology annotation, molecular function: mRNA binding. The coding region runs from base 215 to 2401 and encodes 728 amino acids.
UUGGAGCGGGUCCUCCGCUUUUCCGCACUUCUUAUGUGUUGCUUUUUUAUAUUUUUGUUGGGGAUUUAACCUUUUUAUAUAUCCUUUCACAUACCCUCCCCUAUACCUCGCCUGUCUUAUCACUUGGCAAAAGGUGAACCCUUCGUGUUAUAUUUUCUCUUUUUUUUUUUUGUUUUGUUUCAUCUGUGCUUCGAAUUGUAGUUUACCCCUCCUGAUGGCUUCGCACAGCGAUACUCUGGUGGUUUUCUUUGGGGCAACAGCUGGUGCAAAUGGGGCUAAACUGGGUUCGGAUGAGAGGGAAUUAAUUCUCUUGGUGUGGCAAAUUGUGGAUCUUCAGAACAACAAGUUUGGGGAAACGCACAGGUGUCUUGUGAAGCCCGAUAACUUGGAGCUAAGUGAACAGUGCAAGGAGGACACGGGCCUUUCGGUUGAGGAGCUGAGCCGAGCUGAACCUCUGGACAGGGUCCUACAGCAGUUUCAGCAGUCUAUCUCUAGUGAGCUAAAGUCACUUGGCAGGAACUCUUAUGUCCUUUGCACAGAUGGACCCCAGCUUGUCCGACAAGUCAUCCAUCCAGAGGCUUCCAAAAAGAACCUGGUUUUGGCAGAUUGCUUUUAUUCUUUUUUUGAUCUGCGAAAGGAGUUUCACAAAUGCUGCCCAGACACUGGCAGUGCCAGAGAUCAAACCCUCUCUUCAAUGGCAGAGUUUUUAACACUUUCUGCAGAAGAGGGAGAAAAGGGAAUCUGUGAGGUGAAGACCAUGGUGGCCAUCAUUGUGCAACUACUGUCAGAACCCUGGAAUCACAAGUUUGCCAACUUUGAAACUGUGAAAUGCAAAUUUGAAACUGGUGCAUGCAGCAAGUCGGAGGUGGUGGACAGUGAAACAGUAAUCCGUGCAAGAGGUCUACCUUGGCAGUCUUCAGAUCAGGACAUUGCUAGAUUUUUCAAAGGUCUCAACAUUGCCAAGGGAGGUGUGGCACUCUGCCUCAACGCCCAAGGACGGAGAAAUGGAGAGGCCCUGGUUAGGUUUGUUGAUCAAGAGCAUAGAGACUUGGCAUUAGAGAGGCACAAACAUCACAUGGGUAGCAGAUACAUAGAGGUUUAUAAAGCCACAGGAGACGAGUUUUUAAAAAUAGUAGGUGGUACUUCUAAUGAAGUGGUACAGUUCCUUUCAAAGGAGAACCAAGUGAUAAUCCGCAUGCGCGGUUUGCCAUUCACCGCAACUGCAGAUGAUGUCCUAGGCUUUCUAGGAACUGACUGUCCUGUGACAGAUGGAAAAGAGGGGCUGCUUUUUGUGAAAUAUCCAGAUGGGAGACCUACAGGGGAUGCUUUUGUGUUGUUUGCUUGUGAGGAGUAUGCUCAGAAUGCAAUCAAGAAGCACAAGGAAAUUCUUGGAAAGCGUUACAUUGAACUCUUUCGAAGCACUGCCGCAGAGGUUCAGCAGGUAUUAAACCGGUAUCUGUCAACUCCGCUCAUCUCCACUCUCCCUCCUCCUGUACUCCCUAUCAUCACACAGCCAUUCAUAACAACCGGCAAUACACGAGAUUGUGUACGGCUCCGAGGACUUCCUUAUACAGCCAGCAUUGAAGACAUCCUGGAGUUUAUGGGAGAGUUUACUGUGGAUAUCAAGCCUCAUGGUGUUCACAUGGUCCUCAACCAGCAGGGCCGACCAUCAGGAGAUGCUUUUAUCCAGAUGAAGUCUGCUGAACGAGCUUUUCUUGUUGCCCAGAAGUGUCACAAGAAGAUGAUGCGUGAUCGCUAUGUUGAGGUGUUUCAGUGUUCUGGAGAGGAGAUGAGUUUUGUUUUAAUGGGUGGCACAUUAAAUCGUAGUGGCUUAUCCCCGCCUCCGUGUAAGUUACCAUGCCUUUCUCCACCUGGUUAUGCUGCCUUCCAAACUGCUCCUACUGUGAUCCCAGCUGAUGCAGCAUUGUACCAACCCCAAGCCAUUCUUGCUUCACCUCGUACUCCCCAGCCGACAACUGCAACUUUGCCUCAGACGGUUGCCUACUACCCUGCACAAGCACAUGCUCAACUCUAUAUGAAUUAUACUACCUAUUACCCUAGCCCCCCUGUUUCGCCAACCACUGUAAGUUACUUUGCUGCUCCGGGCUCUGUGGCAGCUGCUGUUGCAGCCCAGGCCUCACAAAGCCAGAUGUUACCACAGCCGGGGGCAUUGGUUCGCAUGCAAGGACUUCCCUAUAACACAGGUGUCAAAGAAAUUCUCAGUUUCUUUCAAGGUUACCAGCUGCAUCCAGAUUCUAUACUUGUGUUGUACAAUUUCAGUGGCCAGCGCAGUGGCGAAGCUUUGGUUACCUUUCCAAGUCUUGAAAUGGCAAAGCAAGCUGUGGCUGAGCGGUCUGGUCGCACUAUUGCAGGCAGAUACAUUGAUCUUUUUGUGGUAUAAUUUUUUUGGCUUGGCAGAUGGAAAGGAGCACAGAUACCUCUGGAAGACUUUUUAAUUAAGUUGUUCCUGUUAAAGUGCCUAUUUUUGUUUUAAACCUGUCCUGAAUGCUGAAGUUUGAUUGUUCAAAAGAGACCUGAUGGGUAUACCUCAAAUGGCAAAUCACCUACCUAGCUGAUCAGCGUGUGGGUGAAAGGACCUAAAAGGCCAAGCACUUCAGUGUACUGCUGCUCUAUAGCCCCAACUUUUCUUUUUUUUUUUUCUUUUUGCACACAUCCCAGCAUCUGAGAUUCUACAAGUUGUUUGAAGAAGCAGUCACUCUCCUUAAUGCCUGCACUCUGAUCUGUUUAUGAACUAGCAUAAUUGGAAACCUUGGAUUUAUAAAUAUGAAAAGCUAUUUUGUACCUGUAUUUCUGGCCCUCAAAUCUUUGGAAAGAUUCAAAGUACCUCUGUUUUUGUUCCAUCUGUUUCAUCCUGGAUGUCCCAUUACCGGCUUGCUGGGGGGUCUGAAGUUCUGUGAAGUUCAUUUACUUUACAGUGCUACAAGAGCCAACAGUCUGCCUUCCAUUAAUGUAAAUCCUGGUUGCCAUUCCCAUUUGUUUUUACAGUGAAACACACCUCAGAGGAUACAAUAAGUCUAUAAAAAAUGGAGACCUUGGAAAUGUUUUCUUCUUGAACCCAAAUAGAUGGACUUGUAUACAUUCAUAAGAAUCUACAAAAACCUGGACAUCCGAGAUUUGUUUCCUUAAACAGUUCUGUACCCUUGUGUGCCUUCAAAACAUUUAACACUUGAGAAUUGAGUCCAGUGGAGCUGAGGCCAGCUUUCAGUUACUAUGCCUUAUAGUGCAUGUUAUGUAGAUUUUUUUUUUUUUUUUUUCUGUAUGUGGACAAACCAUACUGUGUAUUGUAUAUGCAUAUGAUUGACUUUAACUGUAGUUGUCUGAAAGCAAUCUGCUACAUGGACACCUUGACUCGCUCAUUAUUUUAUGCCUUAAAUGAGUGUCCAGAGCAGCAGAAAAUGUAUGAGAACCUCAACAGAAUAGAGCUUGAGGUUUUUGUUUUUGUUUUUUUUUAUUAUUUUAACAAGUUUGAAACUUGUUUGAUUUGAGAGAUUUGUAUGUAUCUUUAAAAUAAUAAACAAAAACCUAAUAUAA